Messenger RNA from Tachyglossus aculeatus (Australian echidna), 719 nucleotides. Its product is annotated as oocyte-specific histone RNA stem-loop-binding protein 2-like. The transcript is spliced from 6 exons. The record is from RefSeq and is a predicted model, not a curated record. NCBI's taxonomy places the organism in Eukaryota, Metazoa, Chordata, Mammalia, Monotremata, Tachyglossidae. Gene Ontology annotation, molecular function: histone pre-mRNA stem-loop binding; mRNA binding. The coding region runs from base 42 to 719 and encodes 225 amino acids. Gene Ontology annotation, biological process: mRNA transport; mRNA 3'-end processing by stem-loop binding and cleavage. Gene Ontology annotation, cellular component: cytoplasm; histone pre-mRNA 3'end processing complex.
CUGUUUUGUGAUGUUGCUGCCUCAGGGCCCUGGCGUUACAGAUGAUUAGGGGAGACAGAUCCUGUAUUUCCUGUCAGGGAAAACUCAGGCCUCAAACAACCUCUACGUCCGGCGUAGAGAUGAUCAGCGUGGGAGUUGGCACAGAGCCGAUCCGCCAGGGCUUUGGCCCCAGGUGGGAAGUGGAGACUGAUGAGGUGGUCCUGCGCCGGCGGCAGAAGCAGAUCGACUACGGGAAGUGUACAGUUGGCUACCAACGCUUCCUGCAGCAGGUCCCCAAGAGAGCUCGGCAUCCGGGGGUCCACCCGCGUACCCCCAACAAGCACCGGAGGUACAGUCGCCGCUCCUGGGACGCCCAGAUCAGGCGGUGGAGACGGGCCUUACACGCCUGGGACCCCCCUGACCCAUCACACCUGCUGGACCCGGACCCCCUGUGGGCUGUUUGCCUCGGCCUCCCAUGGCAAACAGAGGACCUGUCGGAGGUGACGGAUUCGGGCUUCUCGUAUGGCCACUCCGAAGACUGGUUUGGGUUCCAGCCACCCCCGAAGGACCUGACUCUGGACCAACUAACGGCCCAGCUUGAUGGAGUACUGCCUCCCGUUCCCUUCUUUCCCUGGCUGGAACAGGCUCACCCUUUCCCGUGGAUGCCCUCUCGGAGGGUCCCCGACUCCGAGCCAGGCUCCUGGCCGGAACUUAAAGGGUUCAGACCUGUAGCUGAAUAG